Trichomonas vaginalis G3 is the source of this 876-nucleotide messenger RNA. Its product is annotated as cyclin-dependent kinase inhibitor 2C-related family. Gene Ontology annotation, molecular function: protein binding. The record is from RefSeq and is a predicted model, not a curated record. Lineage: Eukaryota; Parabasalia; Trichomonadida; Trichomonadidae. Bases 1 to 876 code for a protein of 291 amino acids. The transcript has a single exon.
AUGAGUAAUAGUAAGCAGGUUGUAGAAGUUCUUGUUAAACAUGGUGCUGAUGUAAAUGCAAAAAAUAAUAUGAAGAUGACACCUCUUCAUUAUUCGGAUAAAAACUUUGAAAUAUUAGAGUUUCUUAUUACUAAUGGAGCAGAUAUAAAUGCAAAGAAUGAAUUGGGAGACUCUAUUCUUCAUUAUUCAACUGGAAAUAUUAAAGUUGUAGAAUAUCUUGUAUCUCAUGGAGCAGAUACUAAUGCAAAAAAUACUAAGUUUAAAACAGUUCUUCAUUAUGCAGCUGAAAAGAAUUGUGUUCCAGUUGUCGAAUAUCUUUUAUCUCAUGUUUCAAAUAUAAAUGCAUACGAUAGAGAAAGGAAAACAGCUUUUCUAUACGCAGCAGAGAAAAAUAGUCUAGAAACAAUGGAAUGCCUUCUGCCGCAUGGAGCAGAUAUAAAUGUUAAAGAUGAUUAUGGAAAAAGUGCUCUUCAUUAUACAGUGUCAAAUAAUAAUCUGGAAACAACUAAUUUUCUAAUUACUCACGGAGCAGAUAUAAACGCAGUAGAUAAGGAUGGACAAAAUGCCCUUCAUUAUGCUGCUAAAUAUCGCAAUAAUAAAACACCAGAAAUACUUAUUUUGAAUGGAAUAGAUAAAAAUGCAAAAGAUAACUACGGACAAACUGCUCUUCAUGUUGCAGCUAAAAAUGAUAAUGGAAAGGUAACAGAAGUUCUCAUUUUAAAUGAUAUAGAUAUUAAUGCAAAAAAUAAUAAAGAAUUAACUGCUGAAUAUGUUGCGAUAUAUAAUCAUUGCGAAGAAGUGCUGGAAGUUUUCCGUUACCCUGAAAUAAUCAAAAAGAAAUAUAAAGGUAAGAAAGACUCCCAUUGUAUUAUUUGA